CGGCCGGGUAUGUCAUCACUGAAAUUUCACGGAUUCGCCACCUCAUAAUUUUUGGCGCUAGUAGUUGUCACAUUUUUCUCUCCUCAAAACAUUCUUGUGUUUAUGAAAAUAUUUUUGGUGAAUUGUGUUGUGAAAAAUGCCUUCAAUUGAAGCGGAAAAUCCACCAGCUGCUGAAGAUGGUCCUAAGGAAGAGAAUAGAACACUUUCUGGACCAAUUAUUGGAAUAAUCUACCCUCCACCGGAGGUUAGAAAUAUUGUUGAUAAAACUGCGAGUUUUGUUGCAAGAAAUGGUCCAGAAUUUGAAGCGAGGAUUAGGCAGAAUGAAAUUGGAAAUCCCAAGUUUAAUUUUCUCAAUGCCGGAGAUCCCUAUCAUGCCUACUACCAGCACAAGGUUGUGGAAUUUCGGGAUGGUAAGGGUCCCAGUGAUCCGACAGCUCAUUUGCCAGCUGGCAUCCAGAAGUUGUCUGUGAGUUCGUCGGCACAUCAGAAGCAGCAGGAAUUGCUGAAGCAAGUGGCUGAGCAGCAAUUUGUACCGAAAGAUCCUCCGGCUGAAUUUGAAUUUAUAGCUGAUCCCCCAUCAAUUUCUGCCCUAGAUCUGGACAUUGUCAAGUUAACAGCUCAAUUUGUAGCCCGAAAUGGUCGGCAAUUCCUCACGAAUUUGAUGAAUCGCGAACAGAGAAAUUACCAAUUUGACUUUCUCCGGCCACAGCAUUCGCUCUUUCAGUACUUCACGAAGCUCCUGGAGCAGUACACAAAAAUCCUCAUUCCACCAAAGGAUCUCAUGAAUAAGCUAAAGGCUGAGGCAGCCCCAGGGAAAAGUAGCCUGAAUGUCGUACUGGAGAGUGCAAAGUAUCGAGCGAAUUGGAUUAAAUACCAGGAGGCGCAGAGGAAGCGGGAAGAGGAGAAAGUUGAGCGGGAAAGAGUGGCUUAUGCCCAGAUUGAUUGGCAUGAUUUUGUCGUGGUGGAAAUUGUUGAUUAUCAACCCUAUGAAACGGGCAAUUUUCCACCGCCAACGACACCCGAUGAAGUCGGGGCUCGUGUCCUGAUGGAAGAACGGAUUCACGAGGAUGAUGACAUUGAGAUGCAAAUUGAGUCAGAUGAGGAGUCCAGUGCACCAGCAGCGGGCGUUAAGUUGUCCACAAUGGAGGAUCGUACGAGUAUCAAAUAUACCAAUACUAAGGAUAACAAUCAGGUGCAGGAUAUGGAUGAGGCAUCCAGUGAUGAAGAUGACCGUGGUGCAGCUAAGGGUCAACCUUCUGUGGCUGCUCCACUUCCGCCGACGCACGAUAAGGUGGUGGUCAAAAAGUAUGAUCCCAAGCAGGCUCACACGGUGCCCAAACCAGCUCCAAUCACCGAUGAUUUCCUCAUUUCGCCCAUCACAGGCGAGAAGAUUCCGGCCUCCAAGGUGGCUGAACACAUGCGAAUUGGUCUACUGGAUCCACGUUGGGUGGAACAGAGGGAUAAGCAUACUGUGGAGAAACUCACGCAGGACAAUGUCUAUGCAGCAGGAACGGCCAUUGAGGCGAGUUUGAAGCAACUGGCAGAGCGUCGUACAGAUAUCUUUGGUAUUGGUGAUGAGGAGACGAUGAUUGGCAAAAAAUUGGGUGAGGAGGAAACCAAGAAGGAUGACAGAGUGACAUGGGAUGGUCAUACGUCGAGUGUUGAGGCAGCUACAAGGGCUGCUCGGGCCAAUAUCACACUGGAGGAUCAGAUUCAUCAGAUUCACAAGGUCAAGGGACUCCUGCCGGAUGAGGAGAAGGAGAAAAUUGGACCUAAACCUGUGACUUCAGCCACUAGCAUUGCCUCAAAAGCUUCGAUUACGAUGUCAUCGCAGCCUCCGGCAUCCCAGCCGACGAUUGUUGUACCCCCAAAGCCACCAGCAGUUAUGGCUCAUCAGGCACCUCCCAUGCCACAUCCGCAUCCCAACCCUGUUCCCGUCAUGAUGAUGCCAAUGCGGCCGCCGCCGAUGAUGCCAACACCGUUCCAAGUGGGAUUUCUGCCUCAGAUGGGUCCACCACAGGGUGCUCCAAUGCCAGGACCUCCUCUCAUGGAGGCACCACAGCAGCCUCCACCUAUGCAGCCGCCUGUGGAGGAUGAACCACCCAGCAAGAAGUCUCGCACUGAAGAUCAUCUGGUCCCUGAGGCGCAAUUCUUGCAGCGUCAUAAGGGUCCAAUCACCAUUCAGGUGCAGGUGCCGAGUAUGACUGAGAAGUCAGAAUGGCGUCUCAAUGGACAGACGGUGUCCAUUACCCUAGCCCUUACGGAUACCAUUGCGGCCAUGAAGGGGAAACUGCAAGAUGAGACGGGAAUGCCACCGGCUAAGCAGAAAAUUUCCUAUGAAGGAAUGUUCUUCAAGGAUUCCAAUUCAUUGGCGUACUACAAUCUCUUGAGUGGUGCCACGGUUCUCUUGGCACUCAAGGAACGUGGUGGAAGGAAGAAGUAAUUUACAUAUUUUAUUCAUAUUGUAUACCAUUUUUCUGCAAUUGGAAUUUCUGGAAAAUAAAAUUUGAGAUUGAGAAUAGAGAA
Phlebotomus papatasi is the source of this 2526-nucleotide messenger RNA. RefSeq names its product splicing factor 3A subunit 1 (gene Sf3a1). Gene Ontology annotation, cellular component: U2 snRNP; U2-type prespliceosome; catalytic step 2 spliceosome. Gene Ontology annotation, molecular function: protein binding; RNA binding. The transcript is spliced from 3 exons. The coding region runs from base 137 to 2443 and encodes 768 amino acids. NCBI's taxonomy places the organism in Eukaryota, Metazoa, Arthropoda, Insecta, Diptera, Psychodidae. The record is from RefSeq and is a predicted model, not a curated record. Gene Ontology annotation, biological process: mRNA cis splicing, via spliceosome; regulation of alternative mRNA splicing, via spliceosome.